Messenger RNA from Penicillium bovifimosum, 1974 nucleotides. Its product is annotated as Hsp70 family protein. Lineage: Eukaryota; Fungi; Ascomycota; Eurotiomycetes; Eurotiales; Aspergillaceae. The transcript is spliced from 3 exons. The record is from RefSeq and is a predicted model, not a curated record. Gene Ontology annotation, molecular function: ATP-dependent protein folding chaperone; ATP binding. The coding region runs from base 1 to 1974 and encodes 657 amino acids.
AUGAACAACCGUCCAACGAGCCCAAUGGUGCAACACGGUCAACAACCUCCGCCCAUCACGACAAAUAUGCAAUACCAGCAGCCCAGUGUUCCGAUGAACGGUCCACCGGGUUAUGGUAUGCAACAACAGAUGGCUCCUAGCAUCCCUGCACCACUGAAUACUAAUAUAUACCCCGGGCGCAAUCCGGCUGUCGAGGUUGAAGGCGCCGGUCGCAGCAAGGCCCAGCUGAUUGUCGGUAUCGACUUUGGCACGACCUUCUCGGGUGUCGCAUACGCGUUCGCGACUAACAACGAAGCAAGAGAGGACAUCAUCACGGAAUGGCCAGGUGCCGGAACCCACACAAAACAAAAGAUCCCCACUGUCCUUUACUACGACCAAUACCAAAAGGUGGUAGGAUGGGGCCCCGAUAUUGCCGACGCACUCGCGCCUACCGGAUAUCCCAAAGCCCAAGUGCAGAAGGUUGAGUGGUUCAAACUCCAGCUGAUGCUCUCUGGAAACACAUAUAUCGACCCCAUCAACUUGCCUCCCCUUCCCCCGGGCAAGUCCGAAAUCGAUGUCGCUGCCGAUUACCUCUUCAAGCUACGCCAAGCGAUGCGCGCUCAGCUACAAAAGACACUGGGAGAGGUGUUUACUCGGGAGGAGCGCAACAUCCGGUAUUAUCUGACAGUGCCGGCUAUUUGGAAUGAUGCCGGUAAGGCUGCGACGCGAACUGCUGCUAUCCAGGCUGGUUUCUUGCGCGAUGAGAACGACAACCGUCUCACGCUGGUCUCGGAGCCCGAGGCAGCGGCGCUAUUUUGCGCCAAGAGCGGACUCCUCAACUUGAAGGUGGGCGAUGCCAUCCUGAUUGUGGACUGCGGUGGUGGUACCGUGGACUUGAUCGCAUACGAGGUUGAGGAAGAGCAGCCCUUCAGUGUGAUGGAAUGCACUGCGGGGUCCGGUGACUCAUGCGGUUCAACGGCAUUGAAUCGGAACUUCAGCAACAUUCUGCGCGCGAAAAUUCGCAAGAUGAAGCUGCCGGACGGCUCUCGGACUGCGGGCAAGGUUUACGCAAAGUGUAUCAUGGACUUUGAGAACCGGAUCAAGGCAGACUUCCGCAACAACGGACAAAAAUGGGCCGUGGAUGUGGGUAUCGAGGCCGACUUCCCCGAGGCUGGUAUUGAGGAGGGCUAUAUGACCUUCAUGAAUGAGGAGAUCCUUCAGUGCUUCGAGCCGGUCGUGAACCGUAUCCUCGAGUUGGUGCGCAAUCAAAUCAUCGCUAUCCAGGCGCAAAAUCGUCUGCUUCAGAAUGUUUUGGUCGUCGGUGGAUUCGGUGCUUCAGAAUACCUCUUCCAGCAGAUCAAGCUCCACGUUCCACCGCAGUAUCAAACCAAGGUGGUCCGCCCGAUGGACUCUGUGGCUGCGAUCGUUAAGGGUGCAGUUACUGCAGGUAUCACUGAGCGGGUUAUCACUCACCGUGUGGCCCGUCGACACUACCUGAUGGCCACCCUCCAACCGUUCAAGGAAGGCUAUCACCCAGAACAGUACCGUGUGCCCAGUUUGGAUGGCCGCGACCGUUGCAAGUAUACCCGUCAGAUCUUCGUCCAAAAGGGGGAGCGCGUCAGAAUUGGCGAGCCAGUCAAGGUCAGCUUCUUCCGUCAAGUAGCGCCCGGGGCCACUCUGAUGUACGAGGAUGUGCUGUAUGCCUGUGACGAGGAUGUCUGCCCCGAGUAUACGAAGGAUCCACGUGAGUUAAGCUACGACCGUGUACUUUCAUUCGCCACUAACUCUUCUCUAGGCAUCAAGGAAGUCGUCACGCUCACGUCCGAUCUAUCGCGCAAGAACCUGGAGACCGACUUUGAGCGCAUGGACACACCCCAGGGCAUCUUCUACCGUGUCUACUUUGAUAUUUACCUCACCCUAGACGGCAGCGAGUUCAGCGCCGAACUAGUCUGUCAGAACGAGAUCAUGGGCCGCUGCCGCGCCAAGUUCCGGUGA